GUCCACGAGUCCAGUACUGGCGCCGAUCCUUCGGUGGAGGUCAAGCUGGAGCCACUUUGGCGCCUGAAGAUUGAGCUGCCUCCCACUCUUCUGUUCGAUCAUCCCACCAUCAAUGACAUGGUGGAUAAUGGCAUCGCCUUGCUGUCGAAGAGACCGAUGACCCCUGUGGGUGAUGGUGUUCCCGCUCCUACAGCACAAGGGCCAGUGACGCACCAUGUGAUUGUGUCCACCUCCUGCCAAUUUCCUGGCGGCGCCAGCAGUUUAAAGCGCUACUGGGACAUGUUGGGAGACAAGAAGGAUGCCGUUAUUGAAGUGCCGCUUUCACGCUGGGACCACGAGCUGUACUUUUCCAAGGAGCCACAAGAAGGCAAGACCUAUGCUCGCCACGCUGGUUUCGUUGAGGGCACCGACCUGUUUGAUGUGAACUACUUUGGCUUGGGCACUGCCGAGGCAAGGACCACCGACCCUCAACAGCGAAUGCUGCUGGGAGCAGCCUAUGAUGCCCUUCGUGGGGAUGGUUACGACAAGUCGCUUCUACAGAACAACCCCUUGGGCGUCUUCACGGCUCUGAGCAACAUGGAGUGGUUCCAGUUGGUGGUCCCCAAAGCUGGGGUGUACACAGGGCCUGGUGUCUCCAGUGCCAUUGCUGCAAACCGCAUCAGCUACGUCUUCGGCCUGAAGGGUCCCAGCAUGACGAUCGACACGGCUUGCUCAUCUUCACUCUCCGCCUUGCAUGCAGCGCUGCGCUCUCUGGAGGCGAGCUGGCAGAGCAUCAGUGCGAGGGGAGUCGCAAGAUAUGGCAGCUCAGGGAAGACUCAUGUGUGUGGCAGGGCCGACGAUCCCAUGGAGUACGUGGUGCCUUGCUUUCAGCCGCCGAGGCAUUUCUUCGUGCCAGGUGAUCUGGUGCUGCUUGCUGUGAAGUUGCAGGUUCUGCACGGGCCCAGCAGUUUUGUGCUGCGAUCCGUGGCUGGCAUGCUCUCCCCAGAUGGUCGUUGCAAGACUUUUGACGCUACUGCAGACGGCACCUUGGCUGUCUGUGGAGAACCGUCAGACCUGAUGUUCAUCUUGGGCACGAGAGUUGGAUUCCUCGCCGUGAGGUUACAUCCGGGGCGAAGGUGCUGGCGCCAUGCUGUUGAAGUCCUCGGCCGAUGCUGA
Molecule: messenger RNA, 1155 nt
Organism: Symbiodinium pilosum
Lineage: Eukaryota; Dinophyceae; Suessiales; Symbiodiniaceae
Source: the annotation of a GenBank genome assembly